CUGCUGGGUCGGGUAAAUCGCGGCCCGUCUGACCCGCCCCGUGUGUUCCCCCCGGAGCAGGUCCCCUGAAAAGAACUGGAAAUGAUCUCCCACAUGGAUCAGAAGGAGGAAUUGUGGUUUUCCCACCUUCGCGCCUACCGAAAGAAGUCCGAGGCAGUGCUGAGCAGCAAUUGUGCAGCUGAAGAUGGGAUUGUGAGCAAAAAAGAGAAGAAUCCCCACCAAGGCAUCCCUGGGCCAGCAGAGCCUGAGGUUUUACUCUCAGGACUGUCCAAGGAGAACAAUUCCCAGAGUCCUGCACAGGACCCAGUCGUCCCACAGAGGUCUGAAAGGGUUCAGAGAGCUCUGGAGAAGAGGCAAAGCCGAGUGAUGCUGCCUGGGAGAAGUUUCAGGAAGCUGCCAGAUGUUACCCAGCAGAGAAAUUCCUCUGUGGGGAGACUGAUGAUAUGUGGGGACUGCGGGAAGAGCUUCCGUGUGAGUUCCAACCUCAUCCAGCAUCGGAGAAUCCACACAGGAGAGAAACCCUUCUCCUGCAGCGAGUGUGGGGAGCGUUUCCGGCAGCGCUCCCAUCUCAUCCAGCACCAGAGGAUCCACACGGGAGAGAGGCCCUACGAGUGCUCCGAGUGUGGGAAGAGCUUCAGCGUGAGCUCAAAGCUGCUGCGGCACCAGGUGACCCACACCGGGGAGAAGCCCUUCAGGUGUGCCGAGUGCGGCAAGAGCUUCUCCGGGAACUCCCAGCUGGUGCAGCACCGGCGAGUGCACACCGGGGAGAGGCCCUACACGUGCAGCAGCUGCGGGAGCAGCUUCAGCGUGAGCUCGGCUCUGGCUCGGCACCGGCGCGUCCACACCGGGGAGAGGCCCUACACGUGCAGCAGCUGCGGGAGCAGCUUCAGCGUGAGCUCGGCUCUGGCUCGGCACCGGCGCGUCCACACCGGGGAGAAGCCCUACGGCUGCACCGAGUGCGGGAAGAGCUUCAGCCAGAGCUCCGAGCUCGUGAAGCACCAGCGGGUGCACACCGGGGAGAAGCCAUACAAGUGCUCCGAGUGCGGGAAGAGCUUCACCGUGAGUUCGGCCCUCAUCCAGCACCGGCGGUUCCACAGGGGCGAGCGGCUGUACGGGUGCUCCGAGUGCGGGAAGAGCUUCACGGUGAGCUCCCACCUCAUCCAGCACCGCCGCUUCCACACCGGGGAGCGCCCCUUUGAGUGCACGGAGUGCGGGAAGAGCUUCCUGUGGAGGUCGGCCCUGCUGCGGCACUGGCGGGUGCACAGCGGGGAGCGGCCGUACGCCUGUACUGACUGCGGGGACAGCUUCAGGCAGAGCGCCCACCUCACCCAGCACCGCCGCACCCACACCGGCGAGCGGCCCUACGCCUGUGCCGACUGCGGGAGAGGCUUCGCCGUGAGCUCCGCGCUCCUGCGGCACCGGCGUGUCCACAGGGCGGGGCAUCCCUAGACUCUGAUCCCCUUGGUCCCUGUGCCUCCGUUCUCUCCAUUGACUGCCCUGCUCACGGAGUGGGAAGGACUUUCUUCCAGGAGAACGAGUCCUAAAGGAGAGAGGUGCAAAUAGGGGAGAGUCAGUGCGAAGAACUGGAGGUCUGGAGGAGAGCGUGGACACAUCAGAGGCAGUUGAUGGUGUUCAGAGGGAAAGCUCCUGGGAGAGAAAGGAAGUGAU
This is a messenger RNA of Sturnus vulgaris (Common starling), 1668 nucleotides long. RefSeq lists its product as uncharacterized. Gene Ontology annotation, biological process: regulation of transcription by RNA polymerase II. The record is from RefSeq and is a predicted model, not a curated record. NCBI's taxonomy places the organism in Eukaryota, Metazoa, Chordata, Aves, Passeriformes, Sturnidae. Gene Ontology annotation, cellular component: nucleus. Gene Ontology annotation, molecular function: DNA-binding transcription factor activity, RNA polymerase II-specific; RNA polymerase II cis-regulatory region sequence-specific DNA binding.